AUGCAUCUCUCUCAUAUUCUAACCCUCUCCCUCACAACCACCGUCCUGGGGAGCGUGAUCUCCCGCCCAGCAAUCAAAGACUCUACCAUCCUACGCUCCACCGUCUCCUGUGUCAACUGCCCAGACAAAAACUGCAACAAAUGCACCCUCGGACACGAAAAAACACUCAAAGCCAACACAGGUGGCCACGCCUACCUCCGCUGGCUCGUCGGGUUCUGUCUCCCUGAAUCUUUAUCCUCUACAUCAGUUACAAAAUGUAACGUGCAGUUUCCUGGUUUCACGCAACAUGGUGGAUAUCCUGCCCCUGUGAACGUGACUGUCUCGCGCGCUGUCAGUUCCAAGUGGAAUGAGGAAGACGUUACGGCGGGGAAUGCUCCGGAUGAAGAUAAUGUGUCUACAUCUGUGGUGAAUGUCCCGGCUUAUUCGAAUCUGGAGGCGUUGGAUGUUACCGAGGCGUGUAAGAGGGCGGAUGAGAAUGGCGAGUUCUCGAUAUAUGUUGGGACGCAGUCGGGAACGAUGGAGGUUUGGUCGUUGGAUUCGGGGAAUGCGGCGAUUUUGCAUGUUACGACUGAGUAA
Molecule: messenger RNA, 576 nt
Organism: Aspergillus tanneri
Lineage: Eukaryota; Fungi; Ascomycota; Eurotiomycetes; Eurotiales; Aspergillaceae
Exons: 1
Coding region: 1-576 (191 amino acids)
Source: RefSeq, a predicted model, not a curated record